AUAUUCUUUCUUUUGCUACGCCUCCAAUUGGCCCAGCUGGGAAUGCACAUUGACGAAGGCGACAUUCCCGAGUACCUGAGCAACGGACUGGAUCCGCAGAAGAAGCAGCGCAGCUGGGACUUCGAGGAGGAGGAGCAGGACCAGGAGCGGGACCAGGACCAGUGGCAGAUCCAUGCCUACAUCGAGUCGCAGUCGGGGAUCUGUUCCGCCGAGUCGCCCCACGAUGUGCGGUACGAGAAGAACGACCGGUGCAAGACCACCGGUUCCAAGAAGAUCGUCAAGGACGAGGACGAUGAUGAUGAGGAGGCCGAUCCUGCGGCCAAUGGCGAUGAAGAUGACAAUGACAGCGACAACGACGAGGAUGAUGACGACGAAGACGACGGCGACGAUGAGGACGAUGAUGAGGAGGGCGACGGCGGCAAUGAAAUGCAGCUGGAGGACGAGGCGUUUGUGGAGAGGAUCACCUGUCUACUGGGAUCCCUGCACAAGCACACCAAGGCCAUGAGCGAUAAUCUCAAGAUCCUGCAAUCGCGUUUGGGAACCCGAAAGAAUUCCCCAUCCCAAUCCCAAUCGGGGGGCAGCACUUGCAGGAAGAAUAACUUUGGCACCCUGCUCGCGGCUCACCCCACUCAUGCCAAGUGGCUCAAGAAACCGGAUUUCUACGGCGAGGAGGAGCCGUGUGGUCCGGACAAAUGUGAUGCCCCGGAGAGCUCGGAGGAGUUCGAGGAGGGCCGCCGGCCACAGGCUUUGGGUGAGGAGCACCGGCUCCUCGUUCCGCCGCUUUUGCAGCUGAUCCAAGGCUCGGCCACCUUGCAAUCGCACUUGAAGGACCGCCAGGAGGCCGCCGCAGGAUCGAAGCCCAGAUAUUGGAUGCCCUCGCGGGAAGCCUGGGCUCCCGAGGAACUGCAGGCCGCAUCGAAGUCGCCGGCCGCAGAUAAAACUCAGCUGCGCUGCGAGGACUACGAGGCGCGGCUGAGGCGUCUCAUGGACAAUCGCGAUGAAAUCGAGCGGAAUGUGAUGAGGAUGAUAAGUCCGCUGCACUAG
Drosophila takahashii is the source of this 1044-nucleotide messenger RNA. RefSeq lists its product as uncharacterized. Lineage: Eukaryota; Metazoa; Arthropoda; Insecta; Diptera; Drosophilidae. The record is from RefSeq and is a predicted model, not a curated record.